Molecule: messenger RNA, 2205 nt
Organism: Adineta steineri
Lineage: Eukaryota; Metazoa; Rotifera; Eurotatoria; Adinetida; Adinetidae
Source: the annotation of a GenBank genome assembly
AUGGACACAACUGUAAUUGGAAAUCGUACUGGUUCGAAUUUAGAUAUAAUUCAACGAAUUGAUCGAUUAAUUACAUUUUUAUUCCAUUUAUUUUUUCAAAAAAAAUUUCUUGUCCAUCGUCUUGUUGGCCUUCUUUAUCUUAUACAAUAUGCAUUAUGUUUUUAUUGGUAUUGUAAAAAUUAUGAAACAUUUAAAGAAUCAUUUUUAAUUUGGAGUUUACCAUUAACUGGCCUUAUACAAUCAAUAAUAGCAACAUUAACAUUUACAUUUUUAUCACGUACGAAAAUUGAUCCAGGUUAUUAUUCGGAUCGUGGAACAUUAUCAUAUGCAUUUAUUGUAGAAAAUACAUUUUUUGCUGGCUUACUUCUUUUUCAAUGGCUUUAUUAUUCGGAUUUUUUUUAUUACUACAUUAAUAAUUCAAUUAUAAUUGAUAAUCUUAUUGUAUUCUUACCAUAUAUAUUACGUCAAUUAUGGCCAAAAACACAUUUUCGUGAUUCAUUAAAAAAUUCCGAUAAAAACAAAACAACACCAAAUAGAAAAUUUUAUAUCAUCGUAACAAUCAUAACAAAAGUUUUUUACGUUUGGGCUAAACAUUAUAUUGGAUAUUUUCUUAAUUAUAUACGUUUUUUUGAUCUUGCUAAUUCACAACAAAUUUCAUAUAUUUAUUUAUUAUUAAUAUUUAGUGCAUUUGCUACAACAAUAUCUGUUUUUUUACAUACAUUAAAAUUUAAAGGUUAUAUUGGUCCUCGAACAUCAUAUAUUAUUUAUAUGGCAUCAUAUUUAGCAACAUUUUAUUCUUUUAUACAAAUUCGAGAUAUAUUUUUCAUUCAUUAUGAUCUGGCCAUCUAUGUUUUAAUUGGUGUAGUUAUAAAUUUUCAAUCACUCUAUUAUCAACAUAUAUAUCAAAUAAUAUUACUUAUUUUAUUUAAUUCACAUAAAUUCCAUUUAAUUCCAACCAAUAUUGAUCGACUUGAUUUUCAUCCAAUAUACGAUCGUGAAAACAUUCAAUACAUUACAACUUAUUUUUGUUUAGAACCAUAUUCAAUCAAGGAAAAUGUUAAUAUUUGGUUUGGAGAUCAACCGUGUGUUUCUAUGGAUCAAUCAAUGCUAAUUUAUGAAUGGUAUCAUAAUAUACCUUCUAUUCAAUGGCCUAAAGAUGCUGGUUUUCGUGUAGGAGCAAAUACUUUACAUCGAUAUAUUGUUAUUAACAUUAAAUACUUUUCAUCUAUAAGUAAUAAUAUCUAUGGUGAACAUGUCACUAUGACUCGUAAAAAACCAAAAUAUCAGAUAGGAACGUAUGAAAUAUCGACAAAUGCAUUUCAAUUUCAAAGAAAUUUUGCUGAUUUUUCUUGUCAAUAUCAUUCAUCAUCGAUGGAAGUAUUUUCUGCUCUAUUGUUUUCAAAUCCUGAAGGGAAUCUUCAUUGGCCACAAACUUUUUAUCAACUACAAAAUUCAAUCGAUAUUAAAGCUCGGGAUUAUUUAAUUGGAACUUGCAUUUAUGAAGAUAAAUAUAAAUUACCUAUUGAAUCGCGUGAUCAAAUUUGUGAAGUUACAUUGCUGUUUUAUAUGAAACAAGAUGAUAAAAUACCAUUAGAAACCUGUGAAAAUAAUCGUUUUCGUGACAUUGCUGACGAAUAUCUUCCAGUUGAUAUCGAUAUACCAAAAACAUUGUUUGAUAUUAAUUCAAUGUAUCCAAAUAAAACACCCGAUGAAUGGGCAAUUAUGAAUAGAAAUAUAUCAUCAUUAACUUUUGAAUCAAACGUCGAUCAUGCAAAUAUUUCUGAAUCAAAUACUGAUCAUGCAAAUAUAUUAUAUUUGACAUAUACAAACAUUAAUAAUUAUCACGAAAUCGUUGUUCUUAUACAUUCUCAUAAACUAUUAUUUAUAUUAUUGAUAUGGAUAUUAUUAUUAAUCGUUGGACUUUUUAUAUUAUUAAUUGUUAUUCUUCGUACACGCAAAUAUAAAAUAUAUAUUUCAACAAAUAAAAAACGAACAACAGCAAUUGCAAUUGGUGGUGAAACAGGUUCAUUAAGUGGAUGGCUUACAAAACGACGAUUUCAACAAUAUGGAGAUGAUGGUAAUACUAUUGAAAAUGAACCAUUAACAACAAAACAUCGAUGGACUUCAGACAGUGAAGAUAGUGAUUUAUCUGAAACAGAAGUUCAUAAUUCAACUGAUUUUCGAAAUGUUGUACUUAGAAAUUAA